GGGGCGUGCGCAGGGGCCGCGGGCCAGAUGAGACGGGUGACGGCGGGUGACAGCGGGCGGGGCGGCGGGCGUUCACGCCCUCUGCUCGGCCGGGCCGGGAGGGUCCUCGGACUCGGUGCGCGCCGGGCCGGGCGGGCUGAGGCGCGCGGGUCGGACGCGGCGCCAUGCACGGCCCCCCUGCUUGGCCGCUGCGGCUGCUCCUGUGGCGAAGCCCGGCCGCCAGCACGUGGACCCUGGGCGCCGGCGUCCCGGGGCCCCGGCCUCAGUUGACGGGCCUGUGGCCGGCGCGGCCUUGGGGCGCGAGGCCGAGGCUUCUCGGGGAUGCCGGAGCCGCGGGAGGCCCGCGCCGCUGCACAAGCGGCUGCCCGGGCGGGGGUCCCCGCGGCCCCGGAGGUGGAGCAGGCCUCGUGCGGCUCCUGGGGCUGUGGGCGCGGCCCCCCGGCGCCAGCAGGUGCCGGGCGCUUGCCGGGCCAGACGCUCCCCGGCUCCCGCGCGCCGGGCUCCGGGGCGGCCCGGCAGUCGCAGCCCGGGUAGGGGGCGAGGCCUGGCAGCGCCGGCCGGCGUUGCCUGCGGCCGCGGCUACUCCCGGAAACAAGCCGCGGCUGCGCCCGGCGGUGGCCGGGCGCUCGGAGGCCCAGAAGCUCUUGGGGCUGGCGUAUCCGGAGCGCGGGAGGCUGGCAGCCGCAGUUGGGUUUCUGGCCGUGUCCAGUGUCAUCACCAUGUCUGCCCCCUUCUUCCUGGGAAAGAUCAUCGAUGUCAUUUACACAAACCCCACCGUGGACUGCCUCUCCAAGCUGACCCGCCUCUGCCUGGUGCUCAGUGGCAUGUUCCUGUGUGGCGCUGCCGCCAACGCUGUUCGCGUCUACCUCAUGCAGACUUCAGGUCAGCGCAUUGUGAAUAGGUUGAGAACUUCGUUAUUCUCCUCUGUUCUGAGGCAAGAAGUUGCUUUCUUUGACAAGACUCGCACAGGAGAAUUGAUUAACCGCCUCUCCUCAGACACCGCACUCCUAGGGCGCUCGGUGACCGUAAACCUCUCGGAUGGGCUCCGGGCUGGGGCCCAGGCUUCUGUUGGCAUUGGCAUGAUGUUUUUUGUCUCACCAAAUCUGGCCACUUUUGUUUUGAGUGUGGUGCCUCCAAUAUCCAUCCUUGCUGUGGUUUAUGGACGUUAUCUACGGAAACUAACCAAAGUUACACAGGAUUCCCUGGCACAAGCCACUCAGCUAGCUGAGGAACGUAUUGGAAAUAUAAGAACUGUUCGAGCUUUUGGUAAAGAAAUGACUGAAAUAGAGAAAUACACCAGCAAAGUGGACCGCGUGAUGCAGUUAGCAAGGAAAGAAGCAUUUGCUCAGGCUUGCUUCUUCGGAGCAACAGGGCUCUCCGGGAACCUGAUCGUGCUUUCUGUCUUGUACAAAGGAGGGCUGCUGAUGGGCAGUGCCCACAUGACCGUGGGUGAACUCUCGUCCUUCCUAAUGUAUGCUUUCUGGGUUGGAUUAAGCAUUGGAGGUCUGAGCUCUUUCUACUCGGAGCUGAUGAAAGGGCUGGGUGCCGGGGGACGCCUCUGGGAGCUCCUUGAGAGAGAGCCUGAGCUGCCUUUUAAUGAAGGGGUCAUUUUAAACAAGGAGAGCUUCCAGGGCACUUUGGAGUUUAGGAAUGUGCAUUUCGCCUAUCCAGCUCGCCCAGAGGUGCCCAUAUUCCAGGAUUUCAGCCUUUCUAUCCCAUCAGCAUCGGUCACAGCGCUGGUUGGCCCAAGUGGUUCUGGCAAAUCAACAGUGGUGUCCCUCCUGCUGAGGUUGUAUGACCCCAUGUCUGGAACUAUCAGUCUCGAUGGCCGUGAUAUCCGUCAGCUAAAUCCAGUCUGGCUGAGAUCCAAGAUUGGGACAGUGAGUCAGGAACCAAUUUUGUUUUCUUGCUCCAUUGCUGAGAACAUUGCUUAUGGUGCAGACGACCCUUCCUCGGUGACUGCCGAGCAGAUAGAGAGAGUGGCUGAUGUAGCCAACGCAGGUGCUUUCAUCCGAAACUUCCCCCAAGGAUUCAACACUGUGGUCGGAGAAAAGGGCGUUCUCCUUUCAGAUGUGACUAACUGGAAGAAGCUAUCUUCAAAUUGCCACUUAGCUUAUCAGAAAAACCUGUUACCAAGAAUUUUUGUUAAGGCUUUCAAGUUUAAAAAAAAAAUAUUGUCCUUGUCAGGUGGGCAGAAACAACGGAUUGCCAUUGCCCGUGCUCUGCUUAAGAAUCCCAAAAUUCUUCUCCUAGACGAAGCAACCAGUGCCCUCGAUGCUGAAAACGAGCACCUUGUGCAAGAAGCUCUAGACCGACUCAUGGAAGGAAGAACAGUGUUAAUUAUUGCCCACCGUCUGUCCACUAUUAAGAAUGCUAAUACGGUGGCUGUUCUUGACCAAGGAAGGAUUACAGAAUGCGGGAAACAUGAAGAACUGCUUUCAAAACCAGAUGGGACAUACAGGAAAUUAAUGGACAAGCAAAGGCUUAGUUCAGUGUAAAGGAGCAAUUACUGAUAAAGUGAACAUGAGAGGCUUUAGACAUCGUUGCAGGAAAAAUACUUAGAGAUGGUAUCUAAUCUGUAAGUCAUACUUCAGGUUAUUUAAAAUAUGCCUAUUUUUUCCAAGGUGGGUAAAAUAUCGUUUUGAGAUGUACCUGUUCUCAAGACCUUUUUAUUCAGAGUUUUAAUAAUUGUAACUUUCUAAAUGUCUAUAGCACUGAAGUUAUUUUCAGGUUUUUUACUUUCUUUUAUCCUGGAAUACUUUAUUUAAUAUAACAUGGCACCUCAUUUUUAUUUUUUAUGCGCUGUUACAGAUUGAAGCUGUUGUCCAAUGACAACUUUGAAAAGGGGAUUAUAAAUAAAAAGCUUAAUUAUUUUAGGUGAUUUGCCAACCACUGUGUAAUUUUCUUGGUAGUAUUCUACCUACAUUGUGUCUCAUUUUCCUAGAAGAUGAAAAUCUUCCCUUUUUUUAUUCUGGUAAUCUCCUGAAGUGAACCUGACAUACAGAAUAGAGGAGUAGUUAGCAUCACAUAGCGAGAAGGGAACAUUUACGUUCCUACUUCCUGUGUCUUCAGGGGUAUGAAAUUUCAGAUACAUGUGUUCCUCUGGGAUGAGACCAUGUUUGGAUGUGUGUGGUUUUCAACAUUUUCAGCAUGUGAAAGCCUGACAAGUUUUAAAAAGGGAAGAAGCCCAACGUUUGAAUAUGGAAACUUCUAUUUUCAUUAUUCACACAUUUGUUACUGUGGAAAGUCAAGCAUGAACUGCUAGGUACUAUCAAGAGGUAAAAAUGAAUUUUACAUUUAAGUCAUCCGAGGCAUUUAUUUUGAAAGUUAUCUUUUAAAAUUUUGUAAUUCCUAGCCCGAUUUUAGGUUUUAUCCAUUAAGUACUUUUGAAAUUUCAUUCAAUGAAGCAAAAACCUAAACUGUAAUUUUCAACCUUAAAACAUUUGAAGAAAGCUUAGUUCUUCCUAUUCUACAGAAUAUCAAGAAACUUUCAGAACUUGUUAUUCUUCUGAAAAGAGGACAAUAACCCUUUUUAUUUAUGGUUAUAGUUUUAUUCACCCAAAUGCCUCAGAAUUCUGAAAGCAAUGCUGAUAACCAUUAGAUUUGCCAUAUUUCAAAUCAGUGCUGUUAAUUUGCUGUUGCCUCAAGAAAAAGUGCUUUUUUUACAUUGAUGAUGCCAGAACCUAAGAAAUAACUGUGUUGAUGUAACUAAAAUGGAAGUUUGCCUGUGUUCUAAGUAUUGAUGAGUUCACUGAUUAUGCUGGAAGGAGAAACCACUACUUCAUGAUAAGCGUGCGGUAUUAUAAUUCAUUCUACAUAAGGGAAUUUGUUAUUGAAUAAAAUGAACUCAGUGAAUGAAUGAACUCCACGUUCUUUGUAUUAGGAAACAGUACAUCGGUGACAAUCAUUUUAACAAGCUUUACUUGUAUUCUUUAUACAAUUUGCAAUUAUGAUGUGGUUCUCAGAAAGCAGACAAAACACAAUUACAAGGUUGGAUCUGAGGGAAAUCGCUUUGUGCCAUAGAAGUAUUUACAAAAUUGAAUUUGAUCAUUAUAUUUUAUUUUCUAAUACAAGAUGUUCAAUUGUGUCUUUAGGGAACAUUUUAUAUCCUGGAUUAAAAUUUAUAGUGAA
Messenger RNA from Zalophus californianus (California sea lion), 4131 nucleotides. It is a transcript of the gene ABCB10, whose product is annotated as ATP binding cassette subfamily B member 10. Bases 165 to 2498 code for a protein of 777 amino acids. The transcript has 13 exons. Gene Ontology annotation, cellular component: membrane. The record is from RefSeq and is a predicted model, not a curated record. Gene Ontology annotation, biological process: transmembrane transport. Lineage: Eukaryota; Metazoa; Chordata; Mammalia; Carnivora; Otariidae. Gene Ontology annotation, molecular function: ATP hydrolysis activity; ABC-type oligopeptide transporter activity; ATP binding.